Messenger RNA from Paralichthys olivaceus (Japanese flounder), 3051 nucleotides. Its product is annotated as rho GTPase-activating protein 24-like. The record is from RefSeq and is a predicted model, not a curated record. Gene Ontology annotation, molecular function: GTPase activator activity. Gene Ontology annotation, cellular component: focal adhesion. Lineage: Eukaryota; Metazoa; Chordata; Actinopteri; Pleuronectiformes; Paralichthyidae. Gene Ontology annotation, biological process: negative regulation of ruffle assembly; wound healing, spreading of epidermal cells; activation of GTPase activity.
AGCAUCUACAACCUUUACUGUAGCAACUGCCCGAGCAGGAGUCGCUGCAGCAUGGGACUCAGCUGCUUCAAGUCCUGGAAACAUGACGGCACUGGCCACAAAGGUAACAGAGACGUGUUGGCCAGUCCAGGUUCCUAUUUCUUCCUGUCCAACAGUGCAGGUCAGGGUGAUGAGUGGCUGAAGAGCCUCAACAAGGGAGUCUGGAUCCCUUUCACAGGGGUCUUUGGCCAGCGUCUGGAGGAGACGGUGCUGUAUGAGCGACGCUAUGGGCUGCGUUUGGUUCCUCUGGUGGUGGAGCAGUGCGUGAACUUCAUCCGGGAGCGUGGCCUGCACGAAGUGGGCUUGUUUCGCCAGCCAGGACAGGCCAGUCUGGUGAAAGAGCUGCAGGAGGCGUUCGAUGCCGGGGAGAGACCGUCGUUCGACAGCAGUAGCACGGACGUCCACACGGUGGCAUCGCUGCUGAAGCUCUACCUCAGACAGCUGCCGGAGCCUCUGAUUCCUUACAGCUGCUACCAGGACUUUCUGUUAUGUAGACAGACGCUCAAGAGUGACCACACACAGGGUUUGAGGGAGUUGCGGAGUCUUCUUCACGAUUUGCCAGUCGCAAACUUUAACCUUCUCAACUUUAUCUGCCAGUUUCUGAACGAAGUGCAGAGUUACUCCGGCAGCAACAAGAUGAGCGAUCAAAACUUGGCCACAGUGUUUGGGCCAAACAUCCUCCGAGCUAAAGCUGAAGACCCACAAAGCAUCAUGGGAGGUGCAGCGUUAGUCCAUGUGCUGAUGUUGGAGCUGAUCAGGGAGCACGAGUCUCUGUUUGCCAAAGUCUCUCCACCCAUGUCCUCGUAUCCACCUGAAGGUUCACAUGCAUCGCCGAGUGCUCUGAGGCACCCUCAUCUUCAGACGUCACCCCGGCUUCGCCAGCUGUCCAUGCCGCUCAUUGCGGAAUGCUCUAGAGAGCCCGGACAGUCCACCACAGAGGAACAGAACCACCGUAGCUUUAUCUAUGGUGCUGCCGCCAACCUAGACUCGUCCUGGGGCCAGAAGAGACUUCUCGGCCAUCGCUACACUUCCUCCCACCCAGAGAACUGCUUCUACCCCCUGCCCUCCUCCAGUCACCCCCCACAGCACCAAUCCGAGAGACCGGAUUACCACCAGGAUCAGGCCGGUCAAGGAUCAUACUCUGCAAAUGUACAAGCUUCUACAACCAGCCUCCAACAACAAGACCCUCUGCCAGACAGCUCCAAGCCCAGAUUGAUACUCGUGGACUGGUCAAAGCCGUGGCCAGAUCCUGGAGAAGCAGAAGCUGGUUUCUGGAGCUCUGGUGCUGCAGAUAGAGAGAGUGCAGUGCAAGAUGCAGCUAGUGGGGGCAGCAGUGAGGCACAGGAGGACAGCACCCCUUCUGCCUAUGACAACCUGGACAGAGUGUCUUUACACCAAAGGAUGGAGGACGUCACUGGUGAACACCCUGAAACCAAUGAUCCAGGAGACCAUAUGCGAACUUGUGAAGAGGAGGGAGAACCAGAGGAAGCUCAGCAGAGAAGGGACUCCUCGUCAUGGUCGUCCUACGAGUUUCUACCACUGGACAAGAGCACCGGCGCUGUGGGGGCGGUUAACGCCGACAUUUCACCAAAGAAACCUGAGAGGUUCUCAUCCAAUCAGGCAGCAGAAGAGCAAAACUGUGAUGGUGGUGAUCAUGAAGACACCAGCAAUAACAAUGAUGACGAUGAAGAUAAUGAUGACGAUGAUGACAGCGUCCACCAUCUCAACUCCCCGGCCUCUGCACUCAGUGCCAGCCCCAUCAGCACAGGCAGUUCGGAGGUGUUCCUCCCCUCUGGUCCUCCAGACGUCGAUGGGCCUGAAAAUCCACCACAGUCCUGGGAGGCUCACUCAGUCCUGGCCAAGCUGCAGCAGCAGAUGGCCCAGCAGAAGGCCGAGUACCAGGCCAGGAUACAGAGGUUGGAGCGCUGUAAUGACGUCCUUGAGCGGCAGGUGGCAGUGCUCCGGGUCAAUCUGCAGCAGCAGAAGCGCAGCCAAAGUGUCACCGAGAUCAAGAUCCGCAACAUGGAGCGAGCCAAAGCCGAUGCCGAUCGACGAAACGACACGCUGCAGAGAGAAAUGGAGAUGUUCUUUCAGAUGUAUGGAGAGAAGAGAAGAAGAGGACGAGAGGAAGGGAGAGGAGGGGGGAGUCUCUAAAAAGAAAGAGAGAAUUUAUUUGGAACAGUCAGAGGAGGAUAAAGCAGGAAUGAGCCUGACGGAAGGGACGGACGGAUGAACAGGGAAGGGGAAGAACACGAUGAUGACAGAAGAUUCAACUUCGAGGCUGAUGGAUUAGUUGAGUGGAGAAACUGAUGGACUCUGCAAAUUCUCAAAUUCCUCAGACAAACUGCAUCUUUCGAGGAGACGAGUUGAGAAACCACAUCAUUCCGUCUGAAUUCAUUCCUGAACAACAGAGCUCUGGUGGAUUCCUGGGAACUGAAGGCUGGACCAGACUAUAAGACCGUCAGAACCGCUUCCGCCCACACAACAAUCAUUAGUCUGUUGACCGAGGGGAUCGGUACCUGGACUGAUCCGACUGGAACGCAUGUCAGAUGUUGAGGGUGAGGCCCGGAUCAGAGUUGGUCCACUGCCUCCCUCAUUCUGUCUUCUGCUCAGACUCUCACAAUCAAACGUUUCAAGAAGAAAGUCAAGAUGAGUCUCUGAGAUAUCCUUUCUGACAAAAGAGUUUCAGUCCCAGUUCUAAAAAAAUAUGAGGGGCAGCGAACUCAUAGCCAAAGUUCUGUAGUCUGAAGUGGGCUUCAGAAAACUUUGAUGCACAGAAUGUUCACACAUCUGAUUAGUUGGUAUUUAAAGAUUUCUGGAUGAUUUCACUCUGACUCUUUUUGCUAUGAUGAUAAUAACGAUAAUAAUAAUGAAACUGACUGGAUGCUACAUUAAAUGAUUUGUUUUUCCAGAGACCUGCAGUGCAGCAUCGUACCGUCUGAAACUGUUUUCACAAAGACUGAGUGUGUCGACCUCUGAACAUCUGUUCCCUGCAUGAAGUUUCCAAUAAAC